Molecule: messenger RNA, 1365 nt
Organism: Macadamia integrifolia
Lineage: Eukaryota; Viridiplantae; Streptophyta; Magnoliopsida; Proteales; Proteaceae
Product: L10-interacting MYB domain-containing protein-like
Exons: 3
Coding region: 102-1109 (335 amino acids)
Source: RefSeq, a predicted model, not a curated record
AGACGAUUCCCGCUCUUCCGGAAGCUGCUCUUUACCUUCCCUCUUGAAUUUGAGCUCUGUAAUCUAGGGUUUCAACUGAAAUUAGGGUUUCAAAUCCCACCAUGGAAGCACAGAGACAUCAUAAAGCUCCACCUGAAAGUGAAAGAGAGAGUGGUGGAUCGAGCUAUUCGGAUUCCUUGGGUUCAUCCUCUGAAGAAGAGACAGGCAGGCCAAGCCAAUUGAUCAAUGAACCACAUGCCAGAUGGACAGCAGCCUAUGAUAUUGCACUUGCAAAUGCCAUGGUACAGCAAGUUCUCCAAGGAAAGACAACAAAGAAUGGUUUUAGCAAAAAAGCUUGGGCUGUAAUACGGACAGAUUUUAACAGAAAGACAGGUUGUUAUUACACACAGCAGCAAAUUCGAAACCGCAAGGGAGUUUUGAAAAUGCAAUAUAAAAAUGUGAAGCAGUUGUUGGGGCAUCCUGGGUUUAAGUGGGAUGAAACCCGACAUAUGGUCAUAGCUGAGGAUGAUGUGUGGGAUGACUACCUGAAGGCAAACCCAGAAGCUGAGAAAUUCAAAACUCUGCGCUUUCCUGCGUAUGAUCAGCUCAGCAUCAUAUCUGGAGAUGUUGGUGCUAAGCUUAGAUUAGCCAAGUCAUCUCAACAUCCAUCUUUGGAAGCCAGUACUCCUGAUGACACACAGCAAUCUGCUCAAGAACAAGCUGAUACUAAUGAACCUGUGGGCCCACUGCUGGCAGUGCAAGACAAGGACUCUGCUUAUUUAGCUAGCAAUGCAGAUAUCAUUCAAAGAUGUAAUAAACGUCAGUCAAUGACACCAUCUGGUUUAAGCCACCGGAGGAGGAAGGAAUCCAACUCCAAUGAUUUAGCAGAAGCAUUUUUUGAAUGUGCUGAUGCUUUAAGAUGUAAGACACAUGCUUCAGCACCAUCUGGUGAUCCGUAUGCCAUGAGCAAGUGCGUCACAGAAUUAGAGUCAAUCAAAGGCAUAACUGAUGAGGAUGUUUUUGGAGCAAUUGACGUGUUUAGGGACCCACUCCUAAGAGAAGCAUUUAUGACAAUGCAACCACAGCGGCGCUUGAGAUGGAUAAGAACUCGAUUAAACAUGGUACCAUAAGAUUCUUGAGUGCCUUCACUGGUAGGUUGUUUGGUUUUUUUUUUUUCCCCCCCUCAACUCUACUUGUUUCUUUCAUGCUUGCUUACCCCACUGCUGGGUCAUUUAUAUCAUUUUGUAGCUUAAGAUUUGAUCAGAUGUACAUGUAGAUUUUAAUUUUAGUAAUGAUGCCAUGGUGGACACUUGGCAAUAUUUAAUCUGGGGAAAAUCUUAUUUUAUAUAUUUAAUGUGGUUCUAUCGUUGCAACUUUGAAGUUGAA